This is a messenger RNA of Halichondria panicea, 2357 nucleotides long. Its product is annotated as ankyrin repeat and KH domain-containing protein mask-like. The transcript has 5 exons. Gene Ontology annotation, biological process: protein phosphorylation. Gene Ontology annotation, molecular function: ATP binding; protein kinase activity; protein binding. NCBI's taxonomy places the organism in Eukaryota, Metazoa, Porifera, Demospongiae, Suberitida, Halichondriidae. Bases 48 to 2255 code for a protein of 735 amino acids. The record is from RefSeq and is a predicted model, not a curated record.
GCAUUGUGAAAUAACAUCACUUGUAAAUCACUAGUACAUCGAUAAACAUGGCAGAAUUAGAACCAGGUCCUCUGCAUCUUGCUUGUAAGAAUGGUCACUAUCAGACUGUGGAAACUCUCCUGAACCAUGGAUACAAUGUGAAUGGAACAGAUAAUGAUGGAACCACCCCUCUCAUGUUGGCAUGUGCAUAUGGCCACACUGACAUUGCGAUACUGCUGCUGAGUAGAGGAGCACAAGUACACAUGCAAAAUAAUGAUGGGCGGUCUGCUCUGAUGCUAGCAAGUCAUAAUGGACAUAGCGAUGUCGCUAAAAUAUUGAUAGAAAAAGGAGCACAAGUGAACAUCCAAGAGAAUGAUGGGUGGUCUGCUCUGAUGAUAGCAAGUGAAAAUGGACAUAGCGAUGUCGCUAAAGUAUUAAUAGAAAAAGGAGCACAAGUGAACAUCCAAAAUAAUAAUGGGUGGUCUGCUCUGAUGAUAGCAAGUCAAAAUGGACAUAGCGAUGUCGCUAAAAUAUUGAUAGAAAAAGGAGCACAAGUGAACAUGCAAUUAAAUAAUGGGUGGUCUGCUCUGAUGAUAGCAAGUAAAAAUGGACAUAGCGAUGUCGUCAAAGUUUUGAUAGAAAAAGGAGCACAAGUGAACAUGCAAAAGAAUGAUAAAUGGUCUGCUCUGAUGAUAGCAAGUCUUAAUGGACGUAGCGAUGUCGUUAAAGUAUUGAUAGAAAAAGGAGCACAAGUUAACAUGCAAAAGAAUGAUGGGCGGUCUGCUCUAAUGUCAGCGAGUAAAAAUGGGAGAAAGGAAGUAGCUCAGAUAUUACUCGAUCAUAACGCUGAUACAAGUAUCCGAGAUACUAACGGUAAAACUGCACUAAGUUGGGCAUGUGAGACAGGGCAUGCUGAAAUAGUGGAGUUGUUGCUAUCUUUUGAGAGCAAAGACGCUACCUCAGGCAGCACAGAUCAAUUUUCAGAACUCCAAUCUCUAGCGGAACGGAUACAGAUCGAAAAAGGACAAGAUGUAGAAGCUGCCAUAAGCACAGUACAAGGGAAUGAUUUGGAUGCAUUUCACCACACACAAGAUAUGCAGAAAACUGAACAAAAAUCCCCGGAGCUGUCUCUGAAAGUGUUGUCUAUGGAACUGAAGACGGUGACUGACCCGAUACAACUGGGCGUCGGCCUGGGAGUGGCACAGUAUCACCUGGAGAUAAUAAGGAAAAACAACCCUCAAGACAUAGGACAGCAACAGUUCGACCUUUUCUCGUUUAUUGCCAAGAACUACAUGGUGCUGGGGAUCACAUGGGAGAGGAUUGCUGACACUCUGGAGGAGUUGGUGGGCAUGGGAGAUUUGGCACAGGAAAUUAGGAGCAAGUAUAACAUUGUCAAACCUCAAAAGGUUACAGGUGAAGGCAAACCAACUACUGAAUCAGCCAACAAGGAGUAUAUAUCAGAUGACCUGGUUCUGUUCAAAGAUAAGCCCAUCGGAAGUGGUGCAUUCGGUGAAGUAUUCAAAGGAGAAGUGAAUGGACAGCCUUGUGCCAUCAAAUUGCUACAUGCAGUCGCCAGUGAAAUACAAACAAGGAUACCAACUGCGGGUCUCGCCUCAACAGAUUCUGUUGAGAGGUUUUGUAAAGAAUGUGAAUUCCUCGAGUCAUUUCAACAUCCCAAUAUUGUUCGUCACUUAGCAACCAAGAAGCAUCCUGAAACUAACCACCUUGUCCUUGCUCUAGAACUAAUGGACUGCAACCUGCGACAAUAUUUCACUCCUCAGGCUGACAAAGAACCCGUCAAGCUCUCACUAGCUAUCCAGACCAGCCUCUGUCAUGACAUAGCCUCGGCACUCGAGUACAUCCACUCACGAGGGGUGGUACACAGGGACCUCUGUGGAGAGAACAUUCUGCUGUCCUGUGGAGGGGAAACCCCCGUUGCUAAAGUGUGCGAUUUUGGAAUGUCUAAAAUCACCAAGAGUGAUGCUCGAAGUGUAUCACUGCAAGCAUUCGCUCACAAAGGAUUCAUGCCACCAGAAGCUAUUUCUAUGCAGUCAUUGUGUUAUAACUCGAUGUUUGAUAUAUUCUCAUUUGGUGCUCUAAUGGUUCAAAUAGUUCGCCAUCUUCCCACCAUUAAAGACAGGAAAGAACGUAAAGAUGAAUUAGAACUAAUCGAAAACGCUCACCCUAUCAGAAAACUUAUAAGGAAGUGUUUGAAGAAGAACAGAGACAAUCGACCCUCGGCUGCUCACCUAAAGAGGAGACUGGAAACGUUAUAGACAGCUAGGACUAUAAAAGCUAUAAUAAUUCUGCUGUAAGUGUACAUGUAUUUCCAUUUUCAACAUCGUGCAGAGGGUAAAUGACCUUUCGUUGAUUCACAA